AUGCCUCCGGAACAUGUGACUGUUCUGGAGUCAUAUAAAAGAAACCAAGUUCUUGAAAUGUUUGAUCAUGCAUAUAGCAACUAUAUGGAGCACGCCUAUCCUGCCGACGAGCUCAUGCCUCUGACGUGCCGCGGACGGGUGCGGGGCCAGGAGCCGAGCCGAGGGGAUGUGGAUGAUGCCUUGGGAAAAUUUUCACUGACCUUGAUUGAUACCUUGGACACUCUUGUUGUGUUAAAUAAAACCAAAGAGUUUGAGGAGGCUGUAAAAAAAGUAAUAAAGGAUGUUAAUUUAGAUAACGACAUAGUUGUAUCUGUCUUUGAAACCAACAUAAGAGUCCUUGGAGGUCUCCUAGGUGGGCAUUCAGUGGCAAUUAUGCUGAAAGAAAAAGGUGAAUAUAUGCAGUGGUACAACGGUGAACUUCUGCACAUGGCAAAGGAACUAGGCUACAAGCUUUUACCUGCUUUUAACACCACUAGUGGUCUCCCUUACCCAAGAGUUAACCUGAAAUUUGGUGUAAGACAUCCAGAAGCACGAACAGGAACAGAAACUGAUACCUGUACAGCUUGUGCAGGUACCUUGAUCCUUGAGUUUGCAGCUUUAAGCCGAUUCACAGGAACAUCUAUAUUUGAGGAGUACGCACGGAAAGCACUAGACUUCAUCUGGGAGAAGAGACAGCGCAGCAGCAAUUUGGUGGGAGUCACCAUCAACAUUCACACUGGGGACUGGGUCCGCAAAGAUAGUGGAGUUGGAGCAGGAAUAGAUUCAUAUUAUGAAUAUUUAUUAAAAGCCUAUGUCUUGCUGGGAGAUGACAGUUUCCUGGAAAGAUUUAACACGCACUAUGAUGCCAUAAUGAGAUACAUCAGCCAGCCACCUCUUCUUCUUGAUGUUCAUAUCCAUAAACCAAUGCUAAAUGCUAGGACCUGGAUGGAUUCUUUGCUAGCUUUCUUCCCUGGGUUGCAGGUAUUGAAGGGUGAUAUUAGACCUGCUAUUGAAACUCACGAGAUGCUGUAUCAGGUUAUAAAAAAGCAUAACUUUCUUCCAGAGGCAUUCACAACAGACUUUAGAGUUCACUGGGCUCAGCAUCCUUUAAGGCCUGAAUUUGCUGAAAGCACUUAUUUCUUGUAUAAGGCUACUGGGGACCCUUACUAUCUAGAAGUAGGAAAAACACUUAUUGAAAACUUGAACAAGUAUGCAAGAGUACCCUGUGGGUUUGCUGCCAUGAAGGAUGUUCGUACAGGGAGUCAUGAAGAUAGAAUGGACUCUUUCUUUCUGGCUGAGAUGUUUAAAUAUCUUUACCUGCUGUUUGCUGAUAAGGAAGACAUGAUUUUCGACAUCGAAGAUUAUAUCUUCACUACAGAAGCUCAUCUGUUACCACUUUGGCUUUCCACUACAAACCAAACCAUCUCUAAAAAGAAUACGACUACAGAAUACACAGAGCUGGAUGACAGCAACUUUGACUGGACCUGUCCCAACACCCAGAUCCUUUUCCCAAAUGACCCUAUGUUUGCUCAAAGUAUUCGUGAACCUUUGAAAAACGUGGUGGAUAAGAGCUGUCCUAGGGGUAUUUCCAGAGCAGAAGAGAAUUUGGGAAGUGGCCCAAAACCGCCAUUGAGAGCCAGAGAUUUCAUGGCCAGUAAUCCUGAACACUUGGAGAUCCUGAAGAAGAUGGGAGCAGCAAGUUCCCUCGAUGCUGAAGAUGGGUUACGAUUCAUGCAGGAGAUGAUUGAACUCUCCAGCCAGCAGCAGAAAGAGCAACAGCUACCUCCUCGUGCCGUCCAAAUCGUUUCCCAUCCGUUCUUUGGCAGGGUGGUCUUGACUGCUGGACCAGCACAAUUUGGGAUGGACUUAUCCAAACACAAAGCAGGGACAAGAGGAUUUGUUGCAACCAUUAAGCCAUAUAAUGGAUGCUCAGAGAUCACUAAUCCUGAGGCAGUGAAAGAUAAAAUUGCUCUGAUGCAGAGAGGCCAGUGUAUGUUUGCUGAAAAGGCACGAAAUAUUCAAAAAGCUGGAGCAAUAGGAGGCAUUGUUAUUGAUGACAACGAGGGAAGCAGCAGUGACACAGCCCCUCUCUUCCAAAUGGCUGGUGAUGGGAAGAAUACAGAUGAUAUCACAAUUCCCAUGCUCUUCCUCUUCAACAAGGAGGGAAACAUUAUACUGGAUGCAAUCCGGGAGUAUGAGGCUGUGGAAGUGCUCCUCUCUGAUAAAGCAAAAGACAGAGCAACAAUCUUUAAAGACUUGGAGAUGGAGAAUAUGGACCAGAAAGUAUCUGAAAAUGAUUCACAGAAACAGAAUUCAGAAGAAGCCACUUCAGCAGCUCAGGAUGUUGGUGCAGUCAGUGAGGAGCCUGAAGAAGAAGAAAGCUCUGAUGUUACCAGCCCUGACUCUUUAUCCCCAGCUCAGGCAGCCAGUGACAGCGUUUCCCUUUCACAUCAGGAUUCCCACAUCCCUGGAACCGAGGAGGCCAGUGCUGCAGAGCCAGCAUCUGUGCAGGGGGACAGCCAGCCUCAGGAACAACAGACUGAGACAGAGCCAAAUUCCAAAGCUAACUGGGAUAAUAAAGUCCAGCCUAUGGAAUCCAUAUUAGCAGACUGGAAUGAGGAUAUAGAAGCAUUUGAAAUGAUGGAAAAGGAUGAGCUAUGA
Messenger RNA from Merops nubicus (carmine bee-eater), 2640 nucleotides. It is a transcript of the gene EDEM3, whose product is annotated as ER degradation enhancer, mannosidase alpha-like 3. Gene Ontology annotation, cellular component: membrane; endoplasmic reticulum. Lineage: Eukaryota; Metazoa; Chordata; Aves; Coraciiformes; Meropidae. The transcript is spliced from 21 exons. Gene Ontology annotation, biological process: endoplasmic reticulum mannose trimming; carbohydrate metabolic process; mannose trimming involved in glycoprotein ERAD pathway. Bases 1 to 2640 code for a protein of 879 amino acids. Gene Ontology annotation, molecular function: mannosyl-oligosaccharide 1,2-alpha-mannosidase activity; calcium ion binding. The record is from RefSeq and is a predicted model, not a curated record.